UGACUUUAGUUUUCUCAUGUAACACUGUUUCAGAUAUACUUUUUUUAUCUUACCGGCAACGAUGAAUCUCCUGAACUCCGAUGAUGCCUUAUUCAUGAACGACGCUUUCUUGAACGCCUCAGAUUUAUGGCCAGUAACUCCGGCUGAUAUCAGCCAGCGGCCAUUAGCUCCGGAGGUCAUUAACUUCUCCUCCGAUUCGUGGCCAUUGGUUCCGCCGGCAUAUUUCGGCCAGAUCCAGUACGAGGAAAGCAACAUUUUAGCCAGCAGCGUAAAACUCGAAGAUUCAUUUCACUUUCACAUCUAUGCCAAAACGACGCCGGAAAACAAACCGCCAAAGAAACGCGGGAGAAGACCGACGCACGGUAAAGAAGGGCCGAUGAACCACGUGGAAGCGGAGCGGUUGAGACGCGAGAAGCUAAACCAGAGAUUUUACGCCUUACGAGCGGUCGUGCCAAACGUAUCAAAGAUGGAUAAAGGGUCGUUACUUGAAGACACGGUUACGUACAUUAAAGAACUGAAGUUAAACGCGGAAAACGCUGAGUCGGAGAAAAAAGCGAUUGAGAUCCAGCUCAACGAACUCAGUGAGAAGAUCGCAGGAAGGAGAAAGAGGAGUUCAAGCGUCUGUAGCGGCGGGGAAAAGGAGUCGGAGAUUGAAGUGAAGAUCGACGUGAAGGUUAUCGAUCGUGAAGCGAUUAUUAGAUUGGAGUCGAGCAAGAACAACCAUCCUGGUGCGAGACUGAUGAGUGCGUUUAUGGAUUUGGAGGUAGAAGUGAGUUACGCGAGCAUCUCGGUAAUGAACGAUCUCAUGAUUCAACAAGCAACGGUGAAGAUGGGGUCUAGGAUUUACAAGCAAGAGCAGCUUCGGAACUUCUUGUUGUCGAAGAUUGGUUAAGGGUUAAUGAUGCGAUUUAGUGAGGUUUAAUGGGGUUCAAAUUGUAAUUAAGCAAUUGUACUUUGUUUGUCUCAUGAAUUCCCAGCCGUUGGAUUA
This is a messenger RNA of Raphanus sativus (radish), 988 nucleotides long. Its product is annotated as transcription factor bHLH28-like. Gene Ontology annotation, molecular function: DNA-binding transcription factor activity; transcription cis-regulatory region binding; protein dimerization activity. The record is from RefSeq and is a predicted model, not a curated record. NCBI's taxonomy places the organism in Eukaryota, Viridiplantae, Streptophyta, Magnoliopsida, Brassicales, Brassicaceae. Bases 62 to 892 code for a protein of 276 amino acids. Gene Ontology annotation, biological process: regulation of DNA-templated transcription. The transcript has a single exon. Gene Ontology annotation, cellular component: nucleus.